UCAAACUGUGGGCAGACAAACAUAACACCAGAAGAGAGAAAGCAGACAGGGAGAGUUAUUAGCAGCAGCAGAAGAACAUUCGGGAGCUCCAAGAUUUAAAAAAGAUAUAUAUAUUUUAUUCAAGUUUUCCUGUUUCUAUAAGUAUUGUCCUCUUCACUAAGCAAUGAGAGACCAUGUGGAUACAUUGGAGAAUACUGUGGUCAGUUUGUCACCUUGUGAGACCCAUCUGUCUAAGGAUUAUCCUCUUGACUGGACUCUGUACAUCCCUGCUUAACUGGAUAACCAACACACUGUAGGAAACAUGAACACUGAGUCUCUGGACAGGUCCAUCCAGAACACUCUCUCAGCCCUCUUUCCCCCCUUUGAGGCCACAGCCCCCACCGUCCUGAGCCAGCUCUUCCAGGUAAUAGAGGAACGUUUCCGUGGAGACGCCCUCCAGUGUCUACUGGACUUCCUCAUCCCGGCCAAACACAUCCUUGAGAGUGUUCAGCAGGCUGCCUGUGCCCAGUACUCUGAUGUGGUGUUCUGCUGUGAGGGCUGGCCUCUGUGCCUGCAUGAGAAAGUGGUGAUUCAGCUGGCCCCGAUCAACCCCCUAUUUCUGUGCCCAGGGGACUUCUACUUGCAGGUUGCUCCCUUCUCUGAGCAGGCCGCCCGCAUCGUGGUCCGGAGCCUGCUGGAGGACGGACAGGGUCAGGUGGUGGAGGUGGAGGUGGAGGAGACACCCAUCCCUGAGACCUCCUACCCCUGCAUCUUCUCUGAGGACUGGCUAGGGGAGCUCAACCAAGGCCGCCACGGUACUCCACUUAGCCACUGUGUCCUCUCCACAGACCAGGGCACGGUGAAGGUGCCAUGGGCGCAGGUCACUCUCCCUGAGUUUGUGGAUAAACCCAGAACUAUGGCCUCAUCAUCUCUUUCCCCGGCUGCUGUUCAACAGGAGGUAGUGGCAGGGCCCAGGCCCUCAUUGGUCCUGCCUCACCCUGCACCUGCGUACUCUGUGGAGACUAGGAUCUCUCCUGCUAAACAUGGCAUUGCGGUGUCGCUGCGUCUGGUGGACAGUAAUUGCUCCCGGCUGGUUAAGGUGGAUCAGGAUGGGCCUAUGGCUAAGCCCAUAGGCUGGGUGUCUCCCAACACAUGGGACAGCCGCAGCAACAACACCUCUGAGGUUGAGGGGGAAUACGUGGACUUGGUGGAGUUCACAAACAAGAAAGAAGCAUUGCUCCUCAGUGGGGCCCACAGUCACAAACACCCCAGAGCGCUCAUGUCUAGGCCUGUUCCACUUAACAGUCCUGGUGUCCCUCUGGCUCCAGCCCUGCCCCUGUCCUUGGCCCAAGCCCUGGCCCCCAACCAGCCCCUCAAGGAACCCUUACCCUGCGGCCGGACCAUCCGGUCCUCCGAGGAGCCCCCCUGCACCCCUUGCAUGAGGAGGAGAAUGGGCCAGGUGUCCAAAGCACAGGAGCUCAGGUGCCGGUACAGGGAGUCUUACCAUUCAGCACUUCAGAACCCUGUUACCUUUGAGAGAGACAAUACACUGAAUACACUGGCGGUUCUGGAGGAGGCUGGUCCAUGUGAGGGGAGGCUGGGACUAGAGGGUAAAGAACUAUGUCCUGGUGUCUCCCAGCAGUGCUGCCAUCCAGACCCAGGACAUCAUGACCAGAUUCCUCCUGUUAGCACUGUUACCUGUAGGGAGUCGGGAGAAAGUAACACUAUAUCCAGUGGAAUUUUACAAGGCCUGAGUGACACUAUAGAGAACAAUGGGAGAUGUCCCUCUUCUCUGUCGACUACUGUUGUGGACACAUCAGAGAAGUGUGAAGUAGUGAUACAAGGAAGAAAAAUUAGGAGGGAUAUUGUCUCGUCUGCAGAGAAGAUUCCCAGCUUACAUGUAGUGCAAUGUAAAAACGCCACAGCUUUUGGACUGGUUUCCCCAAAGAUGAACAGGCGGAGACUGCCCAAAGAUGUCUCCCAGGCUUGCCAACCCUCCAUGUCUGUUAGAAACGGACAACAGACCACUCCACCGGCCCCUCUCCCUGAGACAACCCAGCAGCCCCCGGGUCACUAUGCUGUGCCCAGGUCUAAGGUCCAGGCACCAGACUCAGCAGAACCUAACACUCACCCCCUCCAGAUGGGAAUAGCAUGUCUUACUGGAGGCAGAGACAGGACAGGUCGGUUGGUGGUUGAGGUGUACGGAGACCAGGAAGGAUGGAGAUCUCCUUCAGUGUCUAGUCUAGAACUCUGCAAACUGCUGCUCUACCUCCACUCUGUAAUCAGGAGAGAACUAAGAGAACUUGGACUGACACUAGUUAUUGAUGCUCGGCAGAAUCCACCUCCAUCACAGUUCAAUAAGGCCUUGCUGAUGCUUCAGGAGCAGAUUCCCCAUGCAGUACACAGUGUCCUUAUCCUGGUGGAGAAAGAGGGCUGCCAUCGCCCAGAGAAAUGUCCUGGACAACAGAUUGAUGUAGUGACAUCACUGAAGGCGUUGCACAAGCUGGUGGAGGGGAGCCAGUUGACCUACGGCCUAGAGGGCACCCUGCCCUACAGCCACCAGGACUGGCUGCAGCUCCAUCAGAAACUUCAUCCCUUCAUGUCAGAUCUCCAGGAGGCUUCAGGUUUGCUACUGAAGGCCAUCAGAAAACUAGAGGGAGGUUGUAAGAUUGACAAAGUGCAGGAUGUACAGAGGUGUAUUCUAGAACAGAGAACGCUGAUGAAGGAUGUUCUGGAGGACAGCCGGUUGGUCGCUCUGCAAAGGGAGGGCGGAGCCAUGCUGGCCAGGCUGAGGAGGGAGAGUGACCUCAGAUACUCUCACUGUGAGGAUUACAGUGAUGCUGUAGACUCUGUGACCUGUAUGUACAACCAUGUAGAGGAGCAAGCCCAUAUGCUGGUGCAAAGAUCCAACAUGUCCCUGGAGCACCUUGAAUACCUGCUCCAAAUCAGAGAAAUGGAGGGCCACUUCUCUAAGAUCAGGGAAUGGUUUGAUGCCGAAGGGGAACGGCAGUUGCUGGAGGCAGAAUCUGUGGAGGACUCCAGAGAAAAGGUUGCACAUACUCUCCAGAGUUUCAGAGCAUUCCUCUCUGAAGCCAAUGAGCAGAAGCACCAGGCUAUGGUCCUGGUGAAAGAGGCAGCGAAGAUCCAGGGCCCAUCUCCAUACCCUGAGACUGAGGUGUUCAGGACCAUGGUGUGCACUUUCAAGUCUGGCCUGGCUGACUCCCUCUCACGGGCAGAGAGGUGCUCCAGUGAGCUGGAGACUAUGGUCUCUGUGUGCAGCUUCUGUGAACAGGCUACUGAACUGGCCAAAGACUGCAGACAAUACCUGGGCCAGGAGCAGGUUGGCAGACACCCAGAGACGGAUGAUAUCUCUACACUCCAGAUGUACCAGGAGAGCUUUGUCCAGUUCUCCCCAGAUCGCUUCCAGGAGGUGAAGGCCCAGGCGUGUGCUCUGAGGGGCUCCAGGGGCAUGCGGGUGUGGAACGUAGCCUGGCUCAAGUGUCAGGAGGUUAGGCAGCAACUGGAGGAGAGACUACAGGAUGUGGAGAGGGCCUUGUGGAACACAGGCUCCUGGUAUGAACAACGUAGACAUGGUGAGGAUCAGGCCACAGCUCAGACAGUGACUCAUCAUGAUAGAGCUCUGUUACUGCCCAGACCUGGUCCACCACACUGGUACAAUCCCCCAACAGGCUCUAUGGUGGAAAGGUAUCAUGGGAACUUGGAGAGCAGGAACAACUCUGUGACCUGCUGUAAUAUCAACUUCAAGCCUCAGAAUAGCAGACCUUGUAAAGGGUCAAAGGCCACCACCGUGCAGGCCUCUCCCCGUAUCAAAUCCAUUAGGAGAGCGGAGAGGGAGCCCAGCAGGAGAGAGGCUUGUCGAGGGAGGAGAAGAGAGGCCGCCACCCUUGCAGACUCACAGACGGUGGGCUGUGAGUGGUUCCCAUGGAAACGUGGGGGCCUGGGCCGGUCCAUGAGCGAGGACUCGUGUGCGACCACCAUGUCCAGUCAGUCUGAGGCUCGGGUCCAGACACCGUCCUGCUCCCACGGGCAACCCUCCUGCCGGAUCCUGCAGGCUGCUCAGAAGUUCCAGAUCUCACGGCAUGGCAGCUUCUGCUCAGCAGAGUCCUGUAGUGGCCAAGAGGGGGCAGAGAAGGCCUCUUCAAGGAAUACUAGCUCAUCAGUGAGAAGGUGUGAGGGAACAACAUCUCUGGCAAGUCCAGAGGAGAACGCUGGCAGUGUUAUGAAGCUGCAGAGGAUCAUGGAGGAGCUGCUGUUAACAGAGAGGGAGUAUGUGCGUUCCCUGGGCUACAUCCUGAUGCAUUACCUCCCCCUACUGGAGAGGACUGACGUGCCCCAGGACCUGCGGGGCAAACGUGGAGUGAUAUUUGGAAACCUGGAGAAGCUGUAUGACUUCCACGGCCAUUUCUUCCUCAGGGAGCUGGAGGCCUGUCAGACAGAACCCUUAGGAGUGGCUCGUUGCUUCCUAAGACACAGAGAAAGUUUAGGCCUUUAUGCUCUCUACAGUAAGAACAAGCCUCAGUCAGAUGCCUUAAUCCUUCACCAUCGCCAUGACAUCUUUAAGAGGAAGCAGCAGGAGCUGGGGGACCACAUGGACCUGUCCUCCUACCUGCUGAGGCCCAUCCAGAGGAUCAGUAAGUACAGCCUGCUGCUGCAGGACAUGCUGGGGGUAUGUGGGCCUCAGAGAGACAGGGACAGGGAAGAGCUCCAGGCUGCAGCCGAUGUGAUCCGCUUCCAGAUGCGUCAUGGCAAUGACCUCCUCACCAUGGACGCCAUCCAGGACUGUGACGUGAACCUGAAGGAGCAGGGCCAGCUGAUUCGCCAGGAUGAGUUUAUCGUGUUCUUCAGGAAGAAGAAGUGCUUCCGUCAUAUCUUCCUCUUCCAGGAUCUCAUUCUCUUCAGCAAAACCAAGAAGACAGACGUGGGCAAUGAUGUGUACAUCUACAAACAGUCUUUCAAAACGUCUGAUAUCGGGAUGACACAUAACUCUGGAGAGAGUGGUCUGUGUUUUGAGAUCUGGAUCCGUAGGAGGAAGUCCCAGGACACGUACACUCUGAAGGCUGACAGGGCAGAGGUGAAAAGGUCUUGGACCAGAGACCUGGAGCAGAUUCUCUGGGAACAAGCUGCCUACAGCAGAGACCUGCGGAUGCAGGAGAGGGUGUUCAAUGGGAUGGGGAGGAAACCUUUCAUGGACAUCCAGCCUAGUGAGGCAGCAAUCUGUGACAGGGCUGUCAACUGUGUCCUGGUAGGAAGAGCCCCGGUGCCGUCUUGUCUACAAACAGAUCUUGAAUAUCUCCGGCCCAACUCCAUUGGUUCAGGCAGUAGUGCCUCUACCUCCUGCAGCCACUCAUCUUCCUCCUCUGGACGAGGUUCUUUACCUCCGGUUGGUUACCCUGGCAACCAGACACAAGGUGGGGAGGCCAAUCAUAUUGUUUAUUCUUUCCCGGCGACUGUGACGGAAGAGGACCUCAGUAAUCAUCAUAAUCACCAGAAACAAAACCUUCAUCUCAUGGGCUGCACAGAUUCGUCAGGUGAGAGUACCAGUGUGUUCAUAAGCUUGGAACGCAGCUGCCUCUCUGCUAUUGGUGGAGAGGUGGAGGACUCGUCAUCUGUCACGUCCCAGAGUUCCCAGUCCCAUGUCAGCCAGAGAACAGCAGCACCCAGCCUCAGAAAGAACAGCUCACCUGCUACCAUCAGGAAGAAGCCCUCCAUCUCUCCCAAACCACCAGUGCUGGCUGCUCCUCAGAGCCUACAAAAGAUCAAAGAAAACCGACGGCCAGUACUUUCUUCACAGGGCAAAGAAAUGGUUGCUAUAGGAAAAUCAACAGAAGUUUAACCUGUGGAUUCAACGGUUUCAUCCAGUCAGAUUGAUGGUGCAGCCUACUGAGAACGUCCUGUGGAUCUCUGAGGAGUGAUGAUGGAGUGCUGUCAAGCUGACCAUCCUGGCACGAAGAAGGUUCGAAUUAAAAACGCUUUUGAUAACAGAUACAGUAGACCUCUAGUUGACAAGCACUGGAGAGAAAGUCACUUUUGUUUUUAAAGAGCUACCGUAUCUGGAAUAGUCUAGCUGAAAUAUCCUGAAAAUGAACACCUGAUGGACUGUGAUUAAAGGGUGUCCACUCAUCUGAUAAAACUACUUGAACAACCUUUAUCAGCUACUGCUUUAACUGAAUGACUAUGCGUUUGACAUCAUUGGCUCAUAGAACUGACUUCCUUUUUUCUUGUAAUAUGAUUGAAAUCUCAGCUAUGAAUUUCAAUGUUGCAAAUUUCUUUGGAGCUGAUCACAUCCUUCCCAUGUGAUGUUGACUCUCUUGAUUACCACAUUUUUACACACAUUUAACACUGUUUAUAAUAACAAUGUAGACAUUGUCAAACUCAAACAACUGGCGAAAGAAACAACAGUCUUGUCCCCAUCAGUUUUCUCUGCAGGUUCAGGGCAACUUGUCAGUGGCAUGCUUAGACAUGAUUUGCUGUCCAGACAGGUAAAUAGAUUUGGGAUCAAUUAUCCAGGGUCAAAAUAAGCCCACUGACAGGUGGGAAAGCAGAGAAGCAGCAAUAUACAUAGGCCGGGAUUCAAUCCAAAAGGCGGAUUUGGACAAUGCACCAUUUAAGGGAAUUUCGGAUUGAGCCAACAUAUGCAGCGUUUACCGUGAAUGUGGUCUCUGUGAACACGGGAAUAUUGCUUUUCAAACAUGCAUUGCGGAGAAAUUGCGAUCAGAUUAAACCCCGGCCUUAAUCUAUUUUUUCCAUUUGGACAGAAAGCUCUGUGAAUAUAAUCUCUGGAAAGUGCAAACACCACUAACUGGCAAUUAUGUGAGGGUCCGUCUGGCAUCAUCAGAAGCCACCAACUUCUGACUGACUAUUAUCCGGUUCAGUCAACAUUUUAUUUUACAAUACUGUCAUUAUAAAAUAUGUACAUUAUUGACUUCUUUCUUUUCUUUUAUUAGAAAAAUGAAUGAGCAACUUUGCUUCCUUUUUAAAUGUUAAUAUGGUGUGACAUUCUUUGAAACCACUGUUACCAAUGUUAGUUUUGUUCAUUGUCCACAUUUCCCUUUUUCUUUCUUUUUUCUUUUUUUUUAAUGUUUUUUUAUAUCCUGCUCAAUGCAAUGAUUCUCACUGCAAAGCUAUUUUUUAUAGGAUCAAUGCCAUUUUUUGUAGACAAUUGAGGACUUUGCCUGUAUUUCUCCAGCAGCUAGUUUGAACUGCAACUCACCCUUAUGUUGUGCAAUUAGAAGAAAUGGGAACAACUUCGUUCACUGGAAAAUGAAACUUGCCACCUCAAAAGGUCAUAGGUCAUGACUAAACCUUGUGACCUGACUGACCGAGCAUAGUCCUUUUGGUCAGCACAUAGCUAUCGGUUAAACUGUCUGUAUCAGAUAAUUAACAACACUGUUGUGUAGGCAAGUGAUUCCCAACUCCGGUCCUCCAGUACCUCCAACUACAGACAUUUUUUUAGCACACCUGAUUUAGCUUGUCAACUAAUGAUCAGACCCUCAAUGAGUUGAAUCAGUUACUGUAUGUUUGUCCGGGGCUACAACACAAAUGUGUGCUGUUGGUGGUAUUCCAGGACCAGAGUUGGGAACCAGUGGUGUAGGCUACCCUGCUGAACUGAACGCUCCUCUACCAGCUCCCCUCCACUGUCCUGAAAAGUCAAACAUGGGUCAACUGCAAUGUCAGUGCACAUAACAUGAGUAUAAAAAUGACGCAUUGAGAUAUUAUUUAUUUAAAUGUGGGUUGUCAUUUAAUUAUAACCUCUGUCUAUGAUAUUAAUAUAUGUUACAAAAAACAAUAAUGACAUAAAAGGUUUAUGCAAAAA
Salmo salar (Atlantic salmon) is the source of this 7813-nucleotide messenger RNA. RefSeq names its product pleckstrin homology domain-containing family G member 4B. The record is from RefSeq and is a predicted model, not a curated record. Lineage: Eukaryota; Metazoa; Chordata; Actinopteri; Salmoniformes; Salmonidae. Gene Ontology annotation, molecular function: guanyl-nucleotide exchange factor activity.